Adineta ricciae is the source of this 987-nucleotide messenger RNA. Lineage: Eukaryota; Metazoa; Rotifera; Eurotatoria; Adinetida; Adinetidae. The record is from the annotation of a GenBank genome assembly.
AUGCCUGCGACGAUUCUACCCUCUGUACAACAAAUUCUAAAUCGAUAUAUUAUGAGUACCAGUUUUGCCAUGGGUCUUAUUGGUAAUCUAUGCUGCAGCAUAGUUUUCUUCAAGAAUUCUAAUCCUCGCACAGCUUGUUCGAUCUAUUUUUUUGCAUUAUCCAUUUCUGCCAACGCGUAUCUUCUUUGGUCAGUUCCACUCAUUUUUUAUACUCUCGAUCACGUCGAUCCACAAACCAAAUCAUUAGUUUACUGCAAGAUGCGUAUCUACAUCAGCCAUGUACUCGGUCUCUACACCCGUUAUCUCAUUGUUCUUGCCUGUAUCGAUCUCUUUUUUAUUACGCGCUCAAAUGUUCGAAUGCGUUCAUGGAGUUCCACUAAAAUAGCAUACCUACUCACAGCAAUCGUGUGCGUAGGGUGCCCUACCGUUGCGUCUCAUUUUCCCGUUUUCAUGGAUCUACGUGGUAGUACUUGUGGAUUGUUCGAUUCCUAUAGAUACUUUUUCGGCAUCUAUCAGUUAGUACUGGUCUCUCUUUUGCCAUCCGUAUUGAUGGGCAUAUUCGGUAUCCUUGCUGUUCGCACUAUUCAUCAACGAGGAACCGCUUUGACCAGUGUGAGACGAAGGGAUCGUGAUUUGAUGCGCAUGAUAGUGGCUGAGAUUCUAAUAAAUAUCAUUGCGUCCAUUCCACUCUCAGCGAAUCUGAUUUACACUGCAGCAACAGUUUCUCUGGUGAAUAAAAGCGCAGAGCGCAUAGAAAUCGAUGCUUUUAUGAACUUUUUGGGUCAGUUCAUCAACCAAGGAAUAUUCAUUGCUCCGUUUUACCUGUUUAUCCUGUCGUCAAAAUCAUUUCGACGUGAUUUCCAGCAGAUCGUCAACGCAUUUUGGUUUAAAUACAUUCGACGACAAAAUCGAGUAACUCAAAUCAAUGCACGACCUGUUACAUUCACAAAGCAUCAUGAGACUGGUUUCCCAAAAACAACUAUUUAA